Molecule: messenger RNA, 443 nt
Organism: Aphanomyces invadans
Lineage: Eukaryota; Oomycota; Saprolegniomycetes; Saprolegniales; Verrucalvaceae
Product: 30S ribosomal protein S17
Exons: 1
Coding region: 41-283 (80 amino acids)
Biological process (GO): translation
Cellular component (GO): mitochondrion; ribosome
Molecular function (GO): structural constituent of ribosome
Source: RefSeq, a predicted model, not a curated record
CGCAGCAUUUGAAGAAGGACGACGGAGGAAGCGCCGGAGAAUGAAGCCAAUCUUCGGGAAGAUCGUGAGCGACAAGAUGCAGAAGAGUGUCCUGGUGGCCGUCACACGCAUUGUGAAGGACCCAACGUACGGCAAGUACUACAAGAAGACAAAGAAGUUUAUGGCGCAUGACGAAGAGAACGCGUGCAACAUUGGCGACAUGGUUCGCAUCAGCCAGACGCGUCCGUUGAGCAAGCGAAAGCGCUGGAAUGUCGAAGAGAUCCUGAAGAAGGCUGAAAUUUAAUGCAUCCCGAUUCAUGGUCGUAGGUGUGCGUCACAUGUAGUCGCCCAGGCGCACGAAUUCAACGUGCCCUUUCAUGCACAUGACCAGGGGACGAUCGACAUAGGGAUGUAGUGUGUCUGGUUACUUCGCAUCUAAAACUCAUCGUCGUCGUCGGAUUCCA